UGCCCUCUAAACAAGCGGGUUCAAAAUAAACUAAGUUGACAACAAACUACAAAGUAGAUUUACCGCAAAAGAUAUUUUUUGUGAUCUGAAAUCCAUGAGAGAAAUACGAAUUUUUGCAAAUCUCAUUGUGAAGUGAGUUCAAUAACCAUAAUAGUGUAUAGGUUACGAGUGAAAUUAUGAAGAGACGAAAUGCCGAGAUUGCUAAGAUGAGAAGGCCCAUGAAAAAGAACAAAAUUACUGAAGGAUUUUAUGGAAGCACACUUCUCUACCUGAAAUUCAUAAUUCUCUGGGUGCUAGUGAUCUUAGCAGACUUCAUCUUGGAAUUCCGUUUCGAGUUCCUCUGGCCAUUUUAUCUUCUCCUCCGUUCAGUGUAUGACUCUUUUAAAUAUCAAGGCUUAGCUUUUUCGAUAUUUUUCGUGUGCAUAGCAUUGACUUCCGACAUGCUGUGUUUCUUCUUCAUACCAGUACAUUGGCUGUUUUUUGCGGCGAGUACUUACGUUUGGGUGCAGUAUGUUUGGCAUACGGAUAAAGGUAUUUGUGCCCCGACGAUAAUCCUCUGGAUCCUGUUCGUCUACUUGGAGGCGGCAGUGCGCCUGCGCGACGUCAAGCACAUGCCCGGCCACCUCGACCUGUGCCGGCCGUUCGCCGCCCACUGCAUCGGCUACCCGGUGGUCACGCUCGGCUUCGGCUUCAAGUCGUACGUCGGGUACAGGAUGCGGCAGCGCAAGCAGCAGGUGGUCGCCAAAGAGAACCGCUUCUACAUGCAGCUGAUGCAGCAGGCGCUACCGGCGGAACCUGCGGAAGCGGCGGUGGAGAAGGAGGCGGAGCUCGACGGGAUCGAGAGGGUGGCGGUGGCGGUGGCGGCGAACGCGGUGGUGGCGACGCCAGCGGCGGUGGUGGCGGUGAACGGCGGCAGUAGAGUACACAAUAACAGGCAGUCCCAUGAAAAAAAUGGUCACAUACCAAAUGGAACCAUAGCCAAUGGGGUGCAACACAAUACACACAGUGCAAAAUCGCACCACAGGAAAUCCGUCGAGAAAUGCAAAGACCAGGAUCAACAUGAUCACAGGCAUUCUGACAGACAUAUAGACAGGCAAAAAGUGAAUCAUUCACAUAGCAAUGGUUCAGUGGUUAACUCGUCCGUAGAGGAAGUUCAACAGGAACCAGUUGAUCCCAAACCGACGAGGAGAAGAGAAAAGAAAGAGCAGGAUAAAGAGAGAGAAGCUGCAGAGUACCUUCAGAGGUUAGAAUCUGAAACAAAAAGACUAAGAUCAGACCUACAUCUCAGUAGAGCUAGUGAACAAGAUUUGAGACUACAGGUUGCUUCAUUGACCACAAGUGAAAAAGUUUCAAGAGGAGAGAUAUCUUCCCUGCAGCGGGAGAUGGAAGACGUUCAGCAAAAAUUGCAGAGCGCCCUAAGUACAAAGUCAUCAGACAAACAAAUGAUAAGUAAUUUAGAGAGACGGAUUACAGAAGAGAGGCGACUGAGAUUGAACUUGGAAUCUCAGUUGAAUCAAGAAAGAAAAAGUCGAAAACAAGAUGAGGCCAGAGCAGCACAGGUUGCGGCCCAACAGUCGUCGCGCGGCGAAUGCACCGACUCGUGCAAAUCGCGGCGGCGCGAGCUGGAACUCGAGUCUGCGGACCUGCGCACGGCCAAACGUUGGCAGGACGACAGAGUGCAGGCGCUCGAGCGCGACAACUCGGCGCUGGCCGAGCAGAUGCGCGACACCGAGCUGCUCAUGUCGGCGUUGAGCGCCAUGCAGGAGAAGAACGCCCAUCUCGAGAACUCGCUGUCGGCGGAGAACCGGGUGAAGUUGGACCUGUUCAGCGCGCUGGGGGAGGCCAAACGGCAGCUCGAGCUCAGGGAAAAUGCAAACCGAGCUCAAGAAAAAGAAAUCGAAGAGCUGAAAAGCAAGAUAGCACAGGUGCUGGCAGUGAUGCCCAACGACACCUUCAGUAGCCCCACAACCUCCAACAAUGUUUCAAGAGUCCGGCUAGCCGAAAGCCCCCCUUCUAAUCUCGAUCCGAACGCGACGGCAUACACACCCAAAGGCUCCCUUGUCGCUUCCACGGAAGCCUAGAUUGGCCCCAUGUCUCCCGAAAACGAACUCGUACUGAGUCUCAGAUCGCCAGCAUAAAGAGGUAUGAUGAGUACAU
This is a messenger RNA of Phaedon cochleariae (mustard beetle), 2157 nucleotides long. NCBI's taxonomy places the organism in Eukaryota, Metazoa, Arthropoda, Insecta, Coleoptera, Chrysomelidae. The record is from the annotation of a GenBank genome assembly.